Messenger RNA from Carya illinoinensis, 1482 nucleotides. RefSeq names its product UPF0481 protein At3g47200-like. The record is from RefSeq and is a predicted model, not a curated record. The transcript has a single exon. Lineage: Eukaryota; Viridiplantae; Streptophyta; Magnoliopsida; Fagales; Juglandaceae. Bases 1 to 1482 code for a protein of 493 amino acids.
AUGGCCGGAAGUAGGGAGCAUGUAAUAUCCGUGGAGGAGUUGCUGUCGAGAAAGGUUAAUUUUGUCGCAACAGAAGCUGGUGAAACAAGCAGGGGAGGUGACAUUUCCGGCCUGCAGAUGCGGACCAUUGAACUCCAAGAUCAGGAAGCCUGCGAGCUGAAAAAGGAUUUUGAGAAACUGAGGGAAGCAGGAGAUCAUCUGAGGCUUAAUACGCCAAAUGGAGGUCAAAAGGCUAUACCAAAAAUACAAAAGGUUCCGCUGUUGCUGAGAGAUCGUAAACAUUUCAACAAGUAUUUUAAGCCAAGGAUUGUAGCACUCGGGCCUAUCCAUCAUGGUAAGAAAAAAUACAAGCCAUCGGAGGAGUACAAGCUUAUAAUGACAAACUGCUUCGUCAUGGAAAGUGGUAAAGUUGAUGAGGCUUUGUACAAAGUAGUUAAGAACAACAUUAAGCAACUGAGGCAGUGUUUCCACCAGAAGGUGACGGAGAAAUAUAGCGAUCAGGCCCUAGCCUGGAUGCUCUUUGUGGACGGGUGUACAAUAUUACAGUCCAUACAUUGUGUUGUUACCAGUGCAUGCAAAGAUUGGAUAAUGAAAUACGAUGAUCUGAUGGUCUUUGGGACGCAAGACUUGUUCUUGUUGGAGAAUCAACUUCCUUAUCAACUCCUUGAAGAUUUGAUGAAUUCCAGCGCAAAUAAAGGUAAAUUGGAGGAGUCCAUCAAUGAAUUCAUGUAUUCGCAGAUAUUGAGCGGUAAGGCGAAGCCGAGCAUGGAUAAAUCAGGGAUUACGGAAAAGCCGAUCCAUCUUCUCGAUCUCCUCCGGACGCUAAUCAUAGGAAAAUCCAACGUUGAGGACGACGGCGCUGCGGCACGACUUCGCAGUAAAUUGCCGUCGUACAGGUAUCGCAACUUGGAGGAACUUCGAUCAGCAGGAAUCCAUGUGAAGAAAGGUGAUGAUCCCUUGACAACAAUAACUUUUAAGAAAUCACACAAUAUCAACUUCUGGUCGGCAUACCUCUUCCUUUCUCCAAUAAAGGUUGAUGACUCAAUGGGGCCCAAGUUCAUGAACUUGAUAGCCUACGAGAUGUGUACGGAUUUCUACAAGAAGUUGGAGAUCACCUCAUACAUAUUAUUCCUGUAUUCACUCAUUGAUAACGUCAAAGACGUAGUGAAGUUGAGGAAUGAGGGAAUAAUCAUUAACCUCCUUGGUAGCGACGAAGAAGUGGCUCGACUCUUCAAUGAGAUUGGCACCGACUUGAUUCCUGACCCCGACGCAUAUGGGGAAGUCAAAGAUGCCAUUCAGAAACACUACGAUUCUAAGUUGAAGUCCUGGAUUUCUGAAGCCCGUCACGAACAUUGCAGAACUCCCUGGACGAUUCUGGCUAUUUCGGCAGCCGUAAUAGUACUCGGCCUAACUUUUGUACAGACAUGGUUCGCAUUCAAAGAAGACAUGACAGGUAAUUCCCGACCCCGAGUUCGGCACUAG